This is a messenger RNA of Oldenlandia corymbosa var. corymbosa, 1917 nucleotides long. The record is from the annotation of a GenBank genome assembly. NCBI's taxonomy places the organism in Eukaryota, Viridiplantae, Streptophyta, Magnoliopsida, Gentianales, Rubiaceae.
UUCAAAAAGUCCAAAACAAAUCAAAUUCAAAGUUCAAACCUAACUUACAAAAAACCAUGUGUUGUUUCAAAGUGACCAAACUAGAACUAUUAUGAUAAUCCCAACAAAACCUUAAAUUAAUGACAAAGUCCGAAAGUGUGAUGAGAGAGAUGUAAUAGAUCUCAUCACCAUAAAUAAAUACGUUUAGAACUCUCUAAUUAUACAUAGUAUUUAUUGAUUAAUAAUAUAAUUAAAUUAAAGAAAACCCCACAAAUUUACGCAAAGGAGAACACACUGAAGUUGCAGCUGAGGAAAACAAGCCCCAAAAUACUGGAAAAACCACCCCUUUUCAGAAAGAAAAAACCUUGAAAAAUACAAACAACAAAAACGAUGGAGAAAACGAAGUCCUGAUGGGUGUGGACCUCUCUCCAUCAAUUCUCUAGCUUUGCUUCAAUAUAAAUCAGUAGCUAUUGGGUGCUGAUUUAUUCAGGGCGCCGAGGAAGGACGACCCUUCUGGGGAUUUUAUAUUGGGUUGAAGUUUUUUGGGGGAAAAAACAAAUAAAAAGAGCAACUUUUUUUGGAGGGGAGAAGAUGGAGGGAAGUGGGAUGUGUGAUUGGAGUGUAAUACGAUCUAUACUAGCCAUUUUUCAAUGGUGGGGUUUCAAUGUGACUGUUAUUAUCAUGAACAAGUGGAUCUUUCAGAAACUUGAUUUUAAGUUCCCUUUGACGGUAUCAUGUGUACACUUCAUAUGUUCAGCUAUUGGUGCAUACACUGUCAUCAAGGUGCUCAAACUCAAGCCGCUUAUUGUGGUCGAACCUGAAGAUAGGUGGAAAAGAAUUUUUCCCAUGUCAUUCGUAUUCUGCAUCAACAUUGUCUUGGGGAACGUCAGUCUGCGUUACAUUCCUGUUUCUUUCAUGCAAACCAUAAAAUCUUUUACUCCUGCGACAACAGUUAUUUUGCAGUGGCUCAUUUGGAGGAAAUUCUUUGAUUGGAGAAUAUGGGCAUCAUUGGUCCCCAUUGUUGGAGGAAUUCUUCUUACUUCUGUCACAGAGCUUAGUUUCAAUGUCUUUGGAUUCUUGGCUGCCUUGUUUGGUUGUCUUGCCACUUCUACAAAAACUAUCCUUGCAGAAUCUUUGUUGCAUGGUUACAAAUUUGACAGCAUAAACACAGUGUACUACAUGGCACCUUUUGCAACAAUGAUCCUGGCUGUACCAGCUUUACUACUUGAAGGAUCAGGAGUUGUGGAGUGGUUCAGCUUGCAUCCCAACUUCCUCUCUCCAAUGCUGAUUAUUUUUGGCUCUGGAGUCACGGCUUUCUGUCUCAACUUCUCUAUCUUUUACGUUAUUCACUCAACAACUGCUGUCACCUUUAAUGUGGCCGGAAACUUAAAGGUUGCGGUCGCCAUUACAUGCUCGUGGCUUAUAUUUAGGAAUCCAAUUUCAGUGAUGAACGCGGUUGGAUGUGCUGUGACACUGGUGGGAUGUACUUUCUAUGGGUAUGUGAGGCAUAAGCUGUCGCAACAGAUGAACCCUGGAACGCCUCGGACUCCUCGAACUCCUCGGACCCCAAGGAACAAGAUAGAGUUGAUUCCCCUUGUCAAUGAUAAAUUAGAUGACAAAGUUUGAGAAACCCUGUGUUUAAAUUAUCUUUGAUAUGUAUGAUUAGAAGUAGUAGCAGUAGAAGUAGUAACCUUUUGGGAUAGUUGGGAAAUACAGCAUAGUUGUUUAUUUACAGGAAAUGAUUACUGAAAACCAUACAGAGACGGCUGGACUCUGUGUCAAGAUUAUUCAGUUAUCAAUUUUUAACCAAACAAAAAUUGACGGCUUCUCUUUUACCGCACUAAGAACUGAUGAAAAUAUCAUCAAGAAUUAGGGUGUUUUUUGAGAUUUAAGUUGGGAUCUUUUUCAUUGUCUUGAAACAAAAAAUUAGAGCCCCCA